AUGGGAGCAAGCAGUUGGUUGGAUAUCCCCAAAGGGACACAUUUCUCGCUGGCCAACAUACCAUUUGGUAUUGUUACGACUCCACGAUCUGGUGAUGAAAGGCAUGCAGCAGUUGCAAUUGGGAGCCUCGUCCUGGAUCUACAUGAGUUUGCGAAUCAUCAGGGCUUCGUUGGACUUGAAGACUUCACUCCCAGCCAAAUUGCAACCUUUUCAAGUCCUGCACUCAAUGACUUCGCUGCACUGGGCCAGGAAGUUCACAGGAGAGUCCGCCGAUAUUUGCAGGAUAUUUUCGCAGAGAAAACUUCGUUUCCUGCCCUGCUGAAAGACAAUGUCGAGGCUCAAAAUGCAUGUCUUUUCCAGCAAGACCAGGUCGAGAUGCAUCUCCCCAUGAAGAUUGGAGGCUACACCGACUUCUUUGUCGGAAAAAAUCAUGCAUACAACUGUGGCUGUAUAUUCCGAGAUCCUGCUAAAGCCUUACAACCGAACUAUCUUCACCUUCCGGUGGCUUACAACUCACGAGCGUCGUCAGUGGUCGUUUCAGGCACUGAUGUACACCGACCGCUGGGUCAAUUCUUGCAACCGCCGGACACGCUGCCCAGCUUUGGCCCAUGCCGAAAAUUGGACAUUGAGCUCGAGCUGGGGGCGUUACUAUGUAAAGGAAAUGACCUAGGCGAACCAAUCGAUGUCAAUGAGGCAGAGAAACACAUCUUUGGCUUUGUUAUCUUGAACGAUUGGUCAGCCCGAGAUAUACAGCAAUGGGAAGCGGUGCCUCUGGGACCUUUUAAUGCCAAAACAUUUGCGUCGACUAUCAGUCCCUGGGUCAUAUUGAAAGAUGCUCUUGAGCCAUUUCACGUUGAGGGGAUACCAAACGAAACAAAGUUACAUCCAUAUUUGCAGGAGACCCGCGAACAGAAUGUUUAUGAUGUUAAUCUGGAGGUCGAGCUGAGAGCCCCCAACGGCGAGUCUGCAAUUUUGUCACGCACGAAUGGUCGGAAUCUCGUGUUUUCCUUCGCACAAAUGCUCGCUCAUCAUACAGUGGGCGGCUGUCCUUUGGAGGUUGGUGACCUGGUAGGUUCAGGGACCAUCAGUGGUCCAGAACCGGGGACUUUGGGCUCUUUACUCGAAGCCUCCAACGGAGGCAAGAAUAGCUACGAUCUAUCUGCGACGAUCCGCCGAACUUUCUUGGAGGAUGGAGACAGUGUGGUCAUUCGAGGAUGGUGCGGUGACGACGAUUCGAACAUAGUAGGUUUUGGCGAAUGCUCAGGAACGAUCUUGCCAUCAAUUAAAAGGUCAUGGAUGUAG
Molecule: messenger RNA, 1302 nt
Organism: Exophiala spinifera
Lineage: Eukaryota; Fungi; Ascomycota; Eurotiomycetes; Chaetothyriales; Herpotrichiellaceae
Product: fumarylacetoacetase
Exons: 2
Coding region: 1-1302 (433 amino acids)
Biological process (GO): L-tyrosine catabolic process; L-phenylalanine catabolic process; homogentisate catabolic process
Molecular function (GO): fumarylacetoacetase activity
Source: RefSeq, a predicted model, not a curated record